UCUACAACGAACUUAAAAGUAACAAAGUAGCUAGCUAGACAGAAAGUUUUUUACCUCUUCCUUGCUUGUUGUGUGUAUUCUUUCAUAUACAAUUGUUUUGUUGUAACUAUGGAGAAUACUAUAACGAGCUCCACCUCCUCACCCAAGGGCCGGGGUGUAAAUUUCGCGACCCCGAGAGGCUUUGGUUCAAAAUUUAAGACAAAAUGUAAAGAAACUUUUUUUCCCGAUGAUCCAUUCAAACCGAUAUCGCAAGAGCCAAACCGUUUGCUAAAAACAAAAAAGUUAUUGGAGUAUUUUGUACCAAUCUUUGAGUGGCUCCCAAAGUAUGAUAUGCAAAAACUUAAGUAUGAUGUGCUCGCCGGAAUCACCAUCACCAGUCUUGCCGUUCCUCAGGGUAUAAGCUAUGCUAAGCUCGCCAGUAUCCCACCCAUCAUUGGCCUAUAUUCAAGUUUCGUGCCGCCAUUUGUGUACGCCGUGUUCGGAAGUUCGAACAAUCUGGCAGUGGGAACAGUCGCAGCAUGCUCUUUGCUGAUAGCUGAGACAUUCGGUGAGGAAAUGUCCAAAAAUGAACCUGAACUCUACCUUCAUUUGAUCUUUACCGCCACUCUCAUCACCGGUCUAUUCCAAUUUGCUAUGGGCUUCUUGAGGUUGGGGAUAUUGGUGGAUUUCUUGUCACACUCGACCAUAACGGGCUUCAUGGGCGGUACCGCAAUCAUCAUUCUCCUCCAACAGCUUAAGGGCAUCUUUGGACUAGUCCAUUUUACGCACAAAACCGAUGUCGUAUCCGUUCUCCACUCAAUCUUAGACAACCGCGCUGAGAAGCAAAAAUACCCAAAGCUAUUUUGGGUAUCAGCAAUGGGUCCAAUGGUGGUCGUCGUUGUGGGUUGCGUUGUUGCUUAUUUGGUGAAAGGAACGGCACACGGCAUUGCUACUGUUGGGCCUUUAAAGAAAGGACUAAACCCUCCUUCAAUUCAACUUUUGAACUUUGACUCCAAGUAUCUAGGGAUGGUGUUUAAGGCCGGAAUCGUCACUGGACUCAUCGCUUUGGCCGAAGGGAUAGCGAUUGGAAGAAGCUUUGCUGUAAUGAAGAACGAACAAACGGACGGGAACAAAGAGAUGAUAGCAUUUGGUCUUAUGAACGUAAUUGGCUCCUUCACUUCUUGCUAUUUGACAACGGGGCCAUUUUCAAAGACAGCAGUGAACUACAACGCGGGGACAAAGACACCAAUGUCGAAUGUAGUAAUGGGCGUUUGCAUGAUGCUUAUACUUCUCUUCCUAGCGCCUCUAUUCAGCUACACACCACUAGUUGGUCUCUCAGCUAUCAUUAUGUCAGCCAUGUUGGGUCUCAUCAACUACGAGGAGAUGUACCAUCUCUUCAAGGUUGACAAGUUUGAUUUCCUCGUCUGCAUGUCUGCCUUUUUCGGUGUUUCCUUCCUUAGCAUGGACUACGGUCUCAUCAUCUCCGUUGGGUUUUCUAUCGUAAGAGCGUUGUUGUACGUUGCAAGGCCCUCCACUUGUAAACUGGGAAGGAUACCAAACUCGGUUAUGUUUAGAGACAUAGAACAGUACCCAGCCUCCGAGGAAAUGCUUGGUUAUAUCAUUCUUCAGUUAGGCUCUCCAGUCUUUUUUGCCAACAGCACUUACGUCCGUGAACGGAUCUUGAGGUGGAUUCGUGAUGAACCUGAAGCCAUCGAGUUCCUUCUCCUUGAUCUCUCUGGAGUGUCAACCAUUGACAUGACCGGGAUGGAAACACUACUCGAAGUUCAGAGAAUCCUUGGAUCAAAAAGCAUCAAGAUGGUGAUAAUAAAUCCAAGAUUUGAAGUCUUGGAAAAGAUGAUGUUGGCCCAUUUCGUGGACAAGAUAGGAAAGGAGUAUAUGUUCUUAUCCAUUGACGAUGCAGUUCAAGCAUGCCGAUUUAAUCUUACCACCACCAAGCCGGAACCGUGACCUUCUUCUUAGUUAUUAGUGGGAAGGUUCUAAUAAAAUGCGUAUCUUUUU
This is a messenger RNA of Arabidopsis arenosa, 1998 nucleotides long. Lineage: Eukaryota; Viridiplantae; Streptophyta; Magnoliopsida; Brassicales; Brassicaceae. The record is from the annotation of a GenBank genome assembly.